AUGGAAAUAGAAUCUUUAUUAACAGCAACAGCAGAAAAAGUAGAUAUUAUUUUUAAUAAGUUGCUGGUAUCAAAUGAAAAUAUUAUCGAUUGGGUUCAAUUCUAUCAAAAAUCAUAUAUUAUUGCAUCUCUCAAUCUGAAUAUUUCAAAAAUUUCUCAUAAUGAUUGGCAUGCGGCAUCUAAUAGUACAAAUUAUGUAGAAGCAGCACAUGCUACAAGCAAUCGGGAAGAAAAACAGCUUAAAUUAAUGACUGCAAUAUUAAGAGAACAAAGAUUGGAUAUGCAAUAUUUCAAAAGAAUAAAAAUUAAAAACAAUUAUAAUAUUGAUCUUAGUGGACAUGACAAAAGUA
This is a messenger RNA of Racocetra persica, 349 nucleotides long. The record is from the annotation of a GenBank genome assembly. Lineage: Eukaryota; Fungi; Glomeromycota; Glomeromycetes; Diversisporales; Gigasporaceae.